Messenger RNA from Trichoderma aggressivum f. europaeum, 2025 nucleotides. RefSeq lists its product as uncharacterized. NCBI's taxonomy places the organism in Eukaryota, Fungi, Ascomycota, Sordariomycetes, Hypocreales, Hypocreaceae. The transcript is spliced from 4 exons. The record is from RefSeq and is a predicted model, not a curated record. The coding region runs from base 1 to 2025 and encodes 674 amino acids.
AUGAUGCCCAACAUGCCCAACACGUCAACACAAGACAGCGCGUCAACUCAACAAGAUUUGAGCACAAGUAUGCUUGAGAACGCACCGUCGCAAUAUCAUCACUUUGUUCCACAAUUCCUUUUAAAGAAUUUUGUCGAUGCAUGUGUCCCUUCUCAACAUGGCUCGACUACCUCCAAGAACCGUAGAGCUCGGAGGGGAAAACGCAAAACCGACCCUACCGUCAACCGCGUGGAUUUGUCUUCUGAAACGCCAGAAGUCAUAGAGAUACCAGUAAAGAGGAUACUUGGCAAGACGGACAUGUAUCGGGAUACGAACAAACCAUCUGCAGAGCAGCAGCAUGUGGAGAUGAUGUUCGGCGAUGUCGAAUCGAGGACCAGCAGAAUCAUUCGAAAUAUUACGAAAGCUUUCAACGAAGGCGAUCGCGGCAUCUGGCUUACACGAGGCGAAAGGAAUCUUCUCAGAAAGUUUCUUUUCCUUAUGAAAUACCGAGGACCAACUUUCUACGGGCGUUAUAACCACGAGACGGCAUCGGGGUACGACGCCAAUGAUAGAGAGAGGAUGCUUGAAUACAUGCGGAAGAAAGGGUUCGAAAGACCUAUAGACGUAUGGUUCGAUAACAUCAAAACCAUCAUCGAGCUGGAUAUGGAUGAUGAGUUGGAUUGGAUAUCAGAACUCCCAGAACGCAUGUAUCCGGACGAUGCGAGGUGGGCCAUUUCGCAUUGCGAGUCCAUGUUCAUGGCCAUAUGCACCCCUUCCAAGGCUCAAGAUGAAUUCAUUCUUACCGACAACUGCUACCAUGUUUUCGAAGGCCCCAAUCAAUGCAUGGUCAACCCGGAGACUGGAGAGUUACAAGAUGGGGCAUGGACGAACUUCCACGAAUUUGCCCCAGUAUCUCCGAAACUAAUGAUUGUGCUCCGGAGCUUCCUACUUCCAUCCCCAGAGGAAGACUCUCUCCCCGGAGUCAAGGCUGAGAAAGAUAUGUUAUGGUCCCUGGUAGUAGAGAGGUUCCACGGAAGCGAUGUCGAUUCCACCUUAGCAGAUCUUCCAAUCGCGAAACCCGAUAACAAUUACACCUAUAGAGAAAACGAUGUUUUACAGUUCCGAGAUGAAGUCUUUUCUCGACAGCCUCAUCACAAGUUCUUCUUCAACUUUUUCCCCAUCGACACACACCAUGUCAACAAGAUUCACUGUGUGUUCUUGGAUAAUGCGAGCUCCUGCACCAGCGUGAUAUUCCAAUCCAAGGAGUCUUUCCGCCAGACUCUUGAGUGGUAUCUCGCAGGGCCUGGUUGGGUCGGAAAGCGUAUAAUUUCUCUUCCUGGUGACGGGCGACGCCUCUUUUUGCAGAAGUUGGCGGCAGUGUUGAAGCAAAUGGGUUCCAACAAGGAACCUGUUUGGGAAGACAUUGAUCUUUCAAAGAUGAGAAAUGACAUCCAGGAUCAAUUAUCAGAGAAAGGAUUGUUUGAAUUGUUUCCUGAGCUACUAGACCACAUUCCAGACGGGACUGAAUUCAUGCAGCUAUACAAUAGCCUAGGUGGAUCGAAGCAAACCCUUGCAAAAGAUACGAAGCAGGUUUUUUUGAUGAUGAAAUUGCGCAUCAAGAUUGAUGUGUGGUCGCGUGGGCUGGACGAAGCCUUACGGGAGAGAAAUCGUAAUCUCCUCAUGGACGCAUAUACUCGGCUUCCCUCUCAUCGCUUCUGGUUGUACACAAAACACUGGAGAGACACGAUUUUACGAGGUCCAGGCCGCAGCCGCAUGAAUGAGAAUACCCAAUCACAGAACGCCAAUGACAAAGGACCCGAAGACGCAAUCGCCAGAGGCAACAAGCUGAAUAUCCUAAUGAAAGUUGCCGUUGACAAUGACAUCAAGCUGAAGAAGAAGCCAGGUCAUGAGCUAUCAUGGAAAUUCACCAGGGAUAAGAGUGGCGCCGAGAAUUUUAUGGCGAUUCGGGCCCUUGCCUUUAAAAGUCGUAUCGAAGAAUGUGGUAAGAUUUUGAUCACGGUUUUCCAGAGCCCACUAGCAUCCUAA